Messenger RNA from Histoplasma capsulatum G186AR, 1731 nucleotides. Its product is annotated as FAD binding domain-containing protein. The record is from RefSeq and is a predicted model, not a curated record. Lineage: Eukaryota; Fungi; Ascomycota; Eurotiomycetes; Onygenales; Ajellomycetaceae. The transcript is spliced from 6 exons. Gene Ontology annotation, molecular function: oxidoreductase activity; FAD binding. Bases 1 to 1731 code for a protein of 576 amino acids.
AUGUUUACUCGAAAAUCCAGCUUUGUGCUGGUGCUGGCCUACGCUUUACCAUUGCUUGCAUCCCCCGUCGCUGAAAUCUUCAGCGUUUCUCAUGCCGACUGGCGAGCUCUCAAUCCCCUUGCGGAACCCUGUUACCUCAGGUAUGAGCCAGCGAUCGUGCCACUCCUCCGUACUCCGGACCAAGGAGUUUGCAAGAUCGCGCAGGACAACCGACGCAAUGUCGAUUUUAUCACCUCGCAGCCCGCAGGAUAUCACAAUCCAUACCACGGAACAUGCAUGACUUCUGGACAUGGGUGUCCACUCACCAAAUUGUUGGUGAAUGAUGCCACCUGCUAUCAAGGCAACGUACCGGACUAUUACAUUGAUGUGCGCAAAGUUUCGGAUAUCCAGGCUGGAUUGAAGUUCGCUGAAAAACAUAAUAUCCCUUUGGUGGUCAAGAAUACCGGUCACGACUUCAAGGGCCGCAGCGCAGGCGCUCACAGCUUGGCUCUCUGGACACACAACCUCCAACCCCCUAUUAAGUUGCACAAAAAUUUCCAUGCGGAGAAUUGUGACGUGUGUUCUGGACCUGCCAUUACAUAUGGCGCUGGCCAGGGAUUUCAAGGCAUAUAUGAGUUUACUCACCAAAACGGAUACAUGGCUUUGGGUGGAGCUUGUCCGACAGUAGGGGCAUCAGGAGGCUAUAUAACUGGCGGUGGCCAUAGCCUGCUUUCCCCUGCCUAUGGCCUCGGUGUUGAUAAUGUCCUUCAAAUUAAGGUUGUGCUACCUAAUGGGGCCUAUGUCACUGCCAAUCGAUGCCAAAACCAGGAUAUUUUCUUCGCUGUCCGUGGUGGCGGCGGCGCCACCUUUGGUGUGAUAGUAGAGACCACAACCCGCGUCUUCCCUGAAGUUCCUUUGCAGAUGGCAGUUAUCGCAUUUAAAGCUACUUUAGACAAGGAUGUGACUACUAUACUAGUGGAAAAUGGUGUAAAAUGGGCAAAAGACGGCUGGGGAGGAUAUGUUGCUGGCCUCGGGGACGGGUCAAGCAUCAUGUUGGCGAUCACGCCGAAACUCACCCUCGACGAAGCAAAACUGUCCAUGAAAGAACUGAUUGACUUCGCCCUUCCUCGUAAUGAUGGCACGCUUCGCUUCGGGGUGGACGUAACCACUGUUGCAAACUACUUUGAAUUCGCCAAUACCCCCGUGAUGCAAUACUUCGGUUCCUUAGUCAACGGUAUUUCCAUCGCACAGGCCUCGCGUCUUGUUACCGAUAAGAAUUUCAAAAAUAAAGGCAAACGACGAGAACUCAUAGAUGUGCUUUCGGAGAUGCGCUACGGUCUUAAUAUGGUUACGCCUUAUGCGGUUAACUUGCCCAACUCGGACAAACCUGGAGGCCCUGGAGAGGCAUCCGUCACUCCUGCAUGGAGAAAGGCAAUCUGGCAUGUUGUGAUGCAGACAGCUUGGGAUGUUGAUGGCCAGACCGAACAUCCCCCCGAAUUUUUUAUUGACCGUUUCAGACAGGCAAGCGAGAUGGUGCAGCCAUUGCGCAACAUUAGUCCGGACGGCGGCGCCUAUCAAAACGAAGCCGAUGCCUACGAGCCAAAUCAUAUCGACAGCUUCUGGGGACGAAAGAAUUACGACCGCCUCCUCAAGAUCAAGAAGAAGGUGGACCCGAAAAACAUCUUAACGUGCCAUCACUGUGUGGGGGCUAACCCAAAUGAUAGCCGUCUUAGCUGUUACCCAAAGCUAUAG